AUGGCCGGCUGGUUUAGGCGACUCCUGCACAAGCCCAAACCCAGGUCAUCGGAGAGCAGCCUCAACACCAUCUGUUCUGCUUCAUCCUCACCUUCCUCAUCCUCUGCCGAGAGCUCCGACUCCUCUCCUGGCACGAGCUUGGCCAGAUCCAUCCGCCCGUCACCCGUUUCGGUGUUGGACAUCAACGCUUCGGGCAGUGCCCGGUGGACUAAGAGCUACGACGUCUGCAUCUGCCACAGCGAGGUGGACCUGGAGCUGGUGGAGGAGCUGGUGUCCUACCUGGAAAGUCAACCCGAAAGCUUCCGUUGCUUCCUCCAGCAACGGGAUGCCAUGCCGGGAAGCGCGUUGAUGACGGAACUGUGUGACGCCGUGCAAAACAGUCACUGCUGGGUGAUGCUCAUUACUCCCGGCUUCCUCCGGGAUCCUUGGUGCAAGUACCAGAUGCACCAGGCGUUGGCCGAAGCUCCGAUGGCCAACGGGCGCACCAUCCCGGUGUUGAAGGACGUGGAUCGGAAGGAUUAUCCCAGGGAGCUGCGAAACCUUUACUACAUCUACAUGGCGCUGAAGGAGAACAGCUUCAGGCAGAUCAGAGACACCGUCGUGCGCUACCUCCAGGAGCUGUGCCGGAGCUCCAUGAGCAGGACGGAGUAG
Molecule: messenger RNA, 651 nt
Organism: Balearica regulorum gibbericeps (East African grey crowned-crane)
Lineage: Eukaryota; Metazoa; Chordata; Aves; Gruiformes; Gruidae
Source: RefSeq, a predicted model, not a curated record